UGUAGCUAGCUGGCUAGCUAUUUGCCUUAUUUUACAUUCAUGUGUAAAUGAAAUCUGUAGCUAGAUGGCCAGCUAGCUAGCCUGUGAGUCAGCUAGCUAUCGAGUUAAUUAGUUUCCUUGCUAGGUAGUUACUUCAUGUAGGACAUUUCGGGAUUUUUUUGUAAUGAAAUUUAUUCGCACUUUGCUGUUGAGACAGAAGGGAAAUUUUGUUGCAACAUAUUUAGGGACCGCGAUUAUUUCAUAGGAACUACAAGUUAUACAAGGGCGAGCUAGCUACCGUGAUGCGUAGCUAAGUAGAUAUCUUAACUAUUUUAGCUUGUUAGCUAGCAGUCUUGGUAUUCGUCUCUUGUAACAGGGUAUCGCUAGGUUGGUAAUCGAUGAUCGGUACGCGAAGCUGUAAAAGAGAAACACACUAGCAGGCUACCUGGCUAGCUAAUAAUCGUUUGCGUCGUAUUUUGGGGAGGUAGCUUGUCUAGCUAGCGAGCUUGCUAGGAAUGGCUGCUGCUUCUGGUUCUGUACCGGGGAUUAGCGGGUCUUGGCCCGGACCUCCACCGACGACAACGUCCUCUGGUAUACCGGGUCAGCUACAGCCCAUGGUGGUUGUCUGGGAAUGGCAAGAUGAUGGAGGAUACUGGCGUCCGUAUAGCGCCAAGGUGAGCUGCUACAUCGAACAAUGCCUUUUGCAUCAGCGAGGACUGAGGAGUGGGGGACCAGCUACCGCAAGCAUCUCUUUGGGACAAUCAGACCCCAGCUUGGCACCUUACAUCAUUGACAUCCCAAGUCUCAAGCAGUUCCGCCAAGACACAGGGAAGAUGCGGUCUGUACGUCGAAGCCUGUUCCCCCAGUCUUCAGCCUUGGGGAGCGGGGUGAACUGGGAGUGGGCCAACGAUGAGGGGGGCUGGACGCCGUACGAGACGCUCACCUCCAUCCUCCUGGAGAACAGCUACCAGGCCAGGCAGACCACGGCAGACCUGGGCGUGCAUGGCUACAACUACAUCGUGGACCUCACGGCACUUUACCAGGUGAACAAGGCCACGGGCUUCAAGAGGCAGGUCCGCAGGCAGGCCAGCCAGCCCAACCAGCCCUACCCGCUGGCCGCCGCUGGGUCCGGCUCCGUCAUCCACUCGGGCCCCGCCUGCUCCUGCCACCAGUGCCUGAGUAACAGCACUGCCGGCCCCAUGCCCAGCCGCUCGCGACACUCCUUCUCCGCUGCCCAGAUGAGCCGGCCCAGCAUGCAGGGCCUCGGGAGAGCUGGGGGCGGGAACCCCAACUCCAUUUACUCCCCUUACCCCAGGAGGCCCCUUUCUGUGGGCGGCAUGGCCUGGGGAGGCCCCUGGACCCCAGCUACUUCCGCGGGCCCCUCCCCUGGAGCCUCCCAGUCUUACUCUACGAGUGCCAACGGCCUGAGUGUCCCUUCUAUCCCUGUGCAGCUGAAUGGCUCCACCAGCGUGAGCUCAGCUCUGGCAGGCAUGGCUUCCAUUUUGAUGUCAGCAGCUGGACUCGGAGUUCGCCUCAUGAACGCCCCCCUCUUGCAGCACCCCCCGGGCAGGCCCGCCAAAACUCACAGCACCGUUAGGAGGGCAAAGAGACAGCCCAGGACAGCUGCAGAUCAGAAGCCAGAGGAGGUGAUCCAGAGGUACAUGGAGAAAGUGCCAGUUCCCCCAGAAGAGGACUGCAUCAUUUGCAUGGAGCGCCUGUCUUGUCCUUCAGGCUACGAUGGGGCGACGGAGGGCCAGGCCAUGCCACCGAACACAGUGGGCAAGUUCACCAAGUGCGGACACACCCUGCAUCUGCUCUGCAUGCUCGCCAUGUAUAAUAAUGGAACCAAGGAUGGCAGCCUACAGUGCCCUUCUUGCAAGACAAUCUAUGGUGAGAAAACAGGAACCCAGCCCAAGGGCAAGAUGGAGAUCUACAGCAUUCCCCAGUCGCUCCCCGGCCACCCUGACUGCGGGACCAUACAGAUCAUCUACAACAUCCCCCCAGGGAUACAGGGCCCAGAGCACCCCAACCCAGGCCAGCCCUACACCUGCAGAGGGUUCCCACGUCUCUGCUUCCUCCCCGACAACAACAAGGGCCGAAAGGUGCUGGAGCUGCUGAAAGUGGCCUGGACCCGCCGGCUCAUCUUUACUGUGGGCACCUCCAGCACCACUGGGGAGCCCGACACCGUGGUGUGGAACGAGAUCCAUCACAAGACGGAGAUGAUGUCCAACAUCUCCGGCCACGGCUACCCGGACCCCAACUACCUGGACAACGUGCUGUCCGAGCUGGCGGCCCAGGGCGUGACUGAGGAGUGCCUGAACCAGGCGGGGCCGAGUCAGACGACAUGAGGCUCUGACACCGCCAGUACCCCCCCCCCCAACCCCCUCCC
Messenger RNA from Megalops cyprinoides (Indo-Pacific tarpon), 2368 nucleotides. RefSeq names its product deltex 2, E3 ubiquitin ligase (gene dtx2). Bases 495 to 2327 code for a protein of 610 amino acids. The record is from RefSeq and is a predicted model, not a curated record. Gene Ontology annotation, molecular function: ubiquitin protein ligase activity; zinc ion binding. Gene Ontology annotation, cellular component: nucleoplasm. Lineage: Eukaryota; Metazoa; Chordata; Actinopteri; Elopiformes; Megalopidae. Gene Ontology annotation, biological process: protein ubiquitination; Notch signaling pathway. The transcript is spliced from 9 exons.